UGAGCAUCACCAGCAGCAGCCACUGGGUUUGUUGAGCACAGGGAGAGCUCCCGUGGGUAGAGUGUGAUAUAGCCUGCUGGAUUGCAGGAGUUUCACACUAAUUCCUCUGCAGCUCGUACCAGCUCCGUUCAGCCUGCUUCCACCUGAGGCCUUGAUCCAUCCCAGCCGCAUCCAUGAGCAUCAUCUCCUCCCUCACCUCCCCUUCCUCCUGCCUCCACCUGUACCGCUCGCCCAGUCACCUCUCCAACGCCACCAUGUCAGACACCAGUGGCCUCAACGACGUGAUCCUGCUGCAUUACAACCACACCGGCCGCCUGCAGAACAGAACCAUCUCAAACAGCCCGAGCCACAUCAGUGUCUCCAAAGCCUUCUUCUUCUUCUUCAGCAUUUUCAUCAUCCUGGAGAACCUCCUUGUGCUGGUGGCUGUCAUCUCCCGCAUCCGCCGCAGCCGGCGUUGGGUUUACGUCUGCAUCGCCAACAUCACACUCAGUGAUCUCCUCACAGGCGCGGCCUACCUGGUCAACAUCUGCCUGUCUGGCAGCCAGACCUUCCGCCUCAGCCCUGCUCUGUGGCUCUUCAGGGAAGGGCUGCUGUUCGUUGCCCUGGCAGCAUCCAUAUUCAGUUUGCUGCUGAUUGCUGUGGAGCGUUACACCGCCAUGAUGAAGCCGCUGCCCCAGAAGUCAGCCAGGAAGGCCUACUAUAGGAUCUACGGCUUGGUGGUACUCUGUUGGGUUUUGGCGUCUGUGGUUGGCUUCCUCCCCUUGCUCGGCUGGAACUGUGUGUGCAGCCUGGACGAAUGCUCCACGCUCCUCCCUCUAUACUCCAAGAGCUACAUUCUUUUCUCUCUCCUCAUCUUCUUCAUCAUCCUCUUGGCUAUUGGUGUUCUCUAUGGUGCCAUCUACUGUCACGUGCACAGGAGUUCACAGGUGGGCCCCCAACGCAGUCGCAAGCGCUCCUUAGCCCUACUUAAAACAGUGAUCACUAUCGUUGGGGUCUUUAUGCUUUGCUGGGGGCCACUCUUCCUGCUGUUACUGGUGGAUUUCUUCUGCGCCUCCCGCAAAUGUGCUCUGCUGCUCAGCGCUGAUUAUUUCAUCUCCCUGGCUGUCCUGAACUCUGGCCUGAACCCCAUCAUCUACGCCCUGGGCAGCAGUGACAUGAGAAAGGCUAUCGCCGAGUUGCUGUGCUGCUGCUGCCUGAGGUGCGGCCUCUGUCACCCAGACAAGUUCAUAUCCAAGGAGUCGAGCAGCACCUCAGGAAGCAGGCGGGACAGUCUGAGAAACAGCUUCAACAAGGUCAGAAAUCUGAGCGUGGCCUCUCCACCGCCAACGCCAACCAAGCCUCGCAGGGCGCACAAAAAAAAAUACAGGUUGAGCUCCACCACCAGCUGCCUGUCAGUUUCAAGUGGUUAAACCACAAAGUGUUCCCCUCCCAAGCAACACAACCUGUGUGCACUGACACAGAUCGAACCGUUUCCUCUGAGUUUUGGUUUGAAUCUUCACUGCUGGGCCAAAACGUAGUUGCAGCAAUGUUUUACGCACUGAUAGAAAACCCAGUAAAAAUAUGAAUUUCUCCUCAGGUUUGCAAUGGUUUCAUAGGUAGCAUUAUUUUUUGCAUUUUUCUAUGUAUUUGCCAAAUGUCCUGGAUUGAUCUGAUAUUGCACUGUACUUACUUUUACAAGAAGACAUAUAUAUUUUUAAAUGUAUUUUAAGGCAGAUUAUUUACAAGAAAAGUUAUCUGUAUAACAGUUAACAUGGGAAUGUUUGGGAAAAUAGGCACAUAUGUUAUUGCAUUGUAUUUUAACUUUUUGUACCGAGC
This is a messenger RNA of Limanda limanda (common dab), 1815 nucleotides long. It is a transcript of the gene s1pr4, whose product is annotated as sphingosine-1-phosphate receptor 4. Gene Ontology annotation, biological process: G protein-coupled receptor signaling pathway. Lineage: Eukaryota; Metazoa; Chordata; Actinopteri; Pleuronectiformes; Pleuronectidae. The transcript has 2 exons. Bases 174 to 1409 code for a protein of 411 amino acids. The record is from RefSeq and is a predicted model, not a curated record. Gene Ontology annotation, cellular component: membrane. Gene Ontology annotation, molecular function: sphingosine-1-phosphate receptor activity.